Stegastes partitus (bicolor damselfish) is the source of this 1351-nucleotide messenger RNA. Its product is annotated as hibernation-associated plasma protein HP-20-like. Gene Ontology annotation, biological process: response to oxidative stress. Gene Ontology annotation, molecular function: protein binding; peroxidase activity; heme binding. The annotation marks the transcript as partial. The record is from RefSeq and is a predicted model, not a curated record. NCBI's taxonomy places the organism in Eukaryota, Metazoa, Chordata, Actinopteri, Pomacentridae. The transcript is spliced from 4 exons.
UUCACUGAGGCUCAGAGGGACUCCCUGAGAGAAACAUCACUUGCCCGAAUCAUCUGUGACAACACCGGCAUCACUGAAGUACCUGAGAGACCUUUCCUGUUCCGACCUCGGGGUACUGGUUACACCAAGUGUAAGGACAUUCCUGCCUUUGACCUCAGUCCAUGGAUGGAGAAAAAAGGAGGACCCUCACCAAAACAAGGCCCACCUGGACCACGAGGACUACAAGGACCACGAGGACCACAAGGACCACAAGGACCACAAGGACCACAAGGACCACAAGGACUACGAGGACUACGAGGACCACGAGGACCACGAGGACGCAGAGGACCACGUGGUUUCAGAGGCCGCCCUGGACCUCCUUCCAACACGUACAAAGUUGCCUUCUCUGUGCAACUGGAUAACAACCUCGCUCAAGCUGGUAAACCCAUUGUCUUCCCCGUGGAAAUCUACAAUGACCAGAAGAGCUACAACACCAAAACUGGGUAUUUUACUUGUGAGCAGCCAGGUGUUUACGAGUUCUCGUUUUUCUGUGCGAUCCACAUAUUUGAUGCCAAAGUGGAUCUGAUGCGUAACAACAAGCGGGUUCUGCAUUCAUUUACCACCCGGCAAAGCAAUUUCCUCACAGCCAGUGGCGCCACCAUCCUUAAGCUGGAGAAGGGAGACAGGGUGUGGCUGGUGGCUCAACAUGACGGGAAUAGCAUUCUCAAAGACAGCUACUUCUCAGGGCAUUUUUUGUUUGACUAGAGCUGCUACAACUGCUGACCCACAACACCCUCAAAACACUGCAAGAAAUCAGUAGUUUUGCUCUCUUAGUUCUAUAUUUUGCACUUCUUAUAUGCUACUAGCCCAUACAUUAAGAGUUACCUCACUCCAGAACAACAUGACGUCUUAAAAUUGACUUUUUUUGUUGUUGCUGUGAACUGCACUGAAAGAAAGCACAAUCUUUUGAUACCAUAUUACUUUGUUUUACUGUUUUAAAGCUUUAUAUUGAAUGAAGGAAGACGCAUAAUUGCACUGCUAAUGUAGGAGAAUAGGGAAGGAUGACUUUAAUGAAGUACUAAAAUGUGACAAUGUGAAAAUGUAAAAAAACAAACUGAUUUGUUAUAUUUUCUUUUAAAAUAAUCAUUUUAUUGUCUUUUGUAAUGUCAAAAAGUGAUUGCUUUGCAGCCUUUGUUUGACUAAUGAAUGUAAACUAUCAGGUUAACCUUAAAUAAGCUGAAAUUGAAUAAGUAUAAUAACUUUUAACUUUUUUUUUUUUCCUUUUUGGUCAAACCUUUGUUUGUCCAGAGUUUAAGUGUAAGACUUUAAGUCCUUUUAAGUUUGACAAUAAUAAAUGAAUGUUGCACAUGAA